CAUGGCCCUAACUACCCAAUGUCCGGAUGGCCUUUACGAACUAAGGAACCUACAGAUCGUUGUUCAACCUCUGUUCAACCUCGUUGUUCAAUCUCUGUGAUAACUCUUCUUGAACAUCCUGUCAUCGCAUGGAACAGUAGCUAUAUAAAGCAAUAUAAAACAACUCUAGAAAAGUUCUAUAGAUGUGCAAGAAUGAGGGGCUUAAACCUCACCACUCUAGAGUAAGUAAAAUAAUAUGGUAGACAUGAUAACGGAAUACAAGAUACUAAGAGAACUUGACUAAGUAAGCAAAGAAGCCAUUGGAGAAGCAGUAUAACGAGGGAUACUAACAAAUCGGUGGGGACUUGAGUCGCUGAGACGUCGGGAGGAACUUAUUCUCUGUAAGGGUUGUAAAUAAAAAGAUUUGCAUGAUGAAGUUGUAAAAACUUAAUUGAAUUCGCAGAUUUAAAUGUCAAUUAUGAUAAUAAGAACGAGUGACAAUUAUUGAGGCUUAAGAUAAGCUGAUCUUGAAAACACAGUUAAGAGUACAUCUAGGUAAGUACACACACACACACACACACACACACACACACACACACACACACACACACACACACACACACACACACACACUACGUGCAUACAAGACCCACACUUCUCUAGGAGAAAAACCAUGUAAAUAGUCCGUAACUGUCAAUAUUUUGGUCGACCUCGUAUGAAAACUCCCUUGAGUGCUAUUUCAGAACAGAGUCAGUGGAGACUGAGUGACACUAUAGCCUGAUCGACGGGAUGGUGACGAUGAGGCUGACGUAGAUGGUGAGGAGUAUGGUGUGGAAGGUGAAUGGUGGAGUUGACGGUGAAAAUAUUGGUCGUCUACUUUAUUGUUUCAGGAGAGAAAAGCUGUCGACGCGGCAGCCAUGUCUGGCCUUGGUGCACUCAACCCUUUAUCUCACACCUGGUCUACCUAUCCUCCCGGACCCAACCAGCUUCACAGACACGGGGAUCUCCCGCAGCGAGGCGGAAGAGGUGGUUGAGCCAGAGGACUGGAGGAGGCAGAGAUCUGAGUCCUCGACGGCUAUGGAUGAGAUUGAGACGACCUAUGUACCUACAGCCAUGGUUAUAGAGAAUACCAAGUAUGCGGCGCAGGGCGGCUCGGGCAGCGCCGGGUGCUGUCGAGGUCUGGCCUCGUGCAUCAAGCGGACAGUGGACCGGGACGAGGCCAGCAGCCAGGCCGGGGGUCACCGCUCAGGCUACAACACUCCGGGCUACAACACCCCGGGCUACCACACCCCGGGCUACAACACCCCGGGGUCGGUGGAGACUACCCUGCCGUCGUCCGUGUCUCGCUGCACCUCUCUCAACUACAUCCGCGAGCCUCUGACCGUCACCCCGACCAGGUACCGCCAGAACUCCAUGAUCCCACUCGUGGAGCGGGCCGAGCGGCCGGGCGAACAUCACCAUCACAUCCCCUAUCACCAUCAUCACCACGGCGCCUCGGCCACACUGCCGCGGGCCGAGAGCUCCUUAGGCGUCGGCGCCUCGGGCCGCAACCAGCUGGUCGGCGGGCGGCUUCAGGCUCGCUCUCACUCGUCCGACUCCGUGUACACCAUUCUCAUCCGGCUCCCGCACGACCCGUCGCAGGACGGCCCUCUCAACCCUCCCUCGAUACUGAUGAUCGAGGAGGAAGGUCAAGACGGCAGCGGGGUCAACGCAGGUCACAGGUUGAGGUUUGACAGGGGGACUUCUCCUCUGGCCCGUCGCGGGGAUUCUGUCUGUUCGGACCCGAGUGGACAGUCGAGCAGGGUGGAGUGUUCCCUGCACCCCGGCGGGCCGGACGGCACCUCCCCUACUCCCAAUCGUAGGUCCUCCCACGCUCCGGAUAUCAAGAUUCCACUCAACGCCAAAAUCAUCCCCAAGCAACUGGCUAAGAACUCCGGUACCGGAAGCGGCAACUCCGGCGGCGGCGCCGCGGGCGCUGGCGCCAACUCCGGCGCCACCGUUCCGGGCAAGAAAAAGAAGAAGAAAAAGAGCCAAGAGAAAAAGCAAGAUCGGAAAGCGGCCAAGACUCUGUCAGCCAUCUUGUUGACGUUCAUCGUGACGUGGACGCCGUACAACGUCUUGGUGCUCCUCAAGACGGUCUUGGCCUGUAACGCUGACGACUGCAUCCCGCGGCAGCUCUGGGAUUUCUCUUACUAUUUAUGUUACAUCAAUUCCACCAUCAACCCCAUGUGUUACGCCCUCUGCAACGCCGCCUUCAGGAGGACCUACGUGAGGAUCCUGACGUGCAAGUGGCACAGCCGGCGGAAGCAAGGAGUGCAGCGGGGCUACUACAGCUGAGGACGUCUCACUCGCCGCCUCGCAAGGGCUACCUACCAGCUGCUCUUCCUUCUCCACCUACACUGGCUGGCCAGCAUAUGAACUCUUGUACCUCGCUGCCCUCCCUUCAUCCAUGCUUGACACGUGCCACUCUAGCUGCACUCGCCCCCCUGACACAUGACACCUGUUACACCCACUUCAUCCACCCAUGACACCGACGUCAUCCACCUCUGACACGCAUGACUGCUCGUGCCAUCACAUCAUUCAAAGUCAUAUCACUUGACACAUUUAGAGCUUUCUCUCCAGACAGCGUCGUCGACUUUCACAACAACCGCAGAGAUUAUUUUAAAACAGGCAGUAAAAAAAAAAAAAGAUUCUUAUAUAAUAAAUUUAUUUACCCAUAGAUUCGAAUUUUGAGGGCGAAUAUAUAUAUGUGAAAAAUUAUAAUAUAAAUAUAAUUAAGGAGCUGCGACGUUUAUCAUAAGAUAAACAAAUGUUUUGAAUCACAUUUAUUCCUAAGGUUUCCCAUUCGCUAAAAUGAAAGGUUAACAUUCUCAAUGAUUUGAUCUGUGUUGCAGAGUAAAGGAAGUCGCUGUAAUUUGGACAAUUCCUAUGCAGAAAGCAGCAGCCACCUUAACAUGUAAGUCAGCUAUUUUAUACACGAAAAGCAGGUCAGUUAACAGACAAUCAGUCACUUCAGUUUACUAAGCGCUGAAAAUGACGAGUCAGUAAAUUCACCAGACCUGAGACAAUAUAAGAAAAUGACUCACCUUCACUCACAUAUCAGUAAUAUAUCCCGGACCACAAAAGCAAUAUGUUUCUCGAUUCAGUACGCGAGUCAUCAUAUCAGAAUACCUAUUUAGUACCCAUAACUCACUUCAAAUCACCUCUCCAUCUUCCUGAAAGAACACAAAACACAUCUUCACAUUGGCCAGCCAGCAAGGUGAGAGAUUCUACACAAAUCACCAGAAUAGUUUUCAGCUACGAAAUGCUGUAGAAAUUUUAUGUCCUUUCCUAAGAGUUCCUGGUGACUGUAAAUCGUUUAAAUUAGGAAAAAAAGAAACCAGUUCCGCCUGGUAGAAAUAAAAUGACACUGGUUUGUGAAGAAGUGACUUCUCGGCAUAUAUAUAUUUCUACUCACAUUGGGCUAGUUUUUAAAGACAAACUAUAAAGGUGUUAUUUCAGUGCAUUAGCGUACGGCAAUAAAUACACUUGUAACAGAGAGUGUAUCUAUGUGUUGUUAGUAGUUGUGACGGGGGAAAAAAAUGGAUGGUUGAGCAGUUGACGACAGGCUCAAGGCUAUAGUCUUCAGUUGACUGGGCAGUUAUUCCCUACAAGGCUUGAUAAGGAGCCAUGUGUUUGUGUGUGUGUGUGUGUGUGUGUGUUUGCGUGUGUCUGUGUGUUUGAGUGUGUGUUUGUGUGUGAGUUUCAAGUCACAAACACAGACUGAAGACGAGGCCUCGGUCGAGUAAAGAAAGAAAUAUGACGGAACCUUACAGAAAGCCCCCACCUGAGUGACGCGACAUACCUGCUGUGAUUUGCAUUUCUACAAUCAAGUGUCUGGCUAACAGUCAAGGUAACACAGGAUUUCUCACGGCGGCAAGUACAUAAUUUGCCACAAAUGUUACCACCAGCUACAGGCUACAGUUUCAGCUGUGAUCGUUGGGUCCAGUUCAUUGUGUUAUUUUAUUGGGCUUCAAAGUUUUUUUCUUGUGAGGCACCAGGCUUAGAGCGCUGUGGGCCUCUAGCUAGGCCUCUUCCAAACGAGAGAAGUUGAAUUCUAUUUUUUUCUCGUGGGUGCUAAGCAAAAGAUAGGGAAGCAAUCGGGUGAGAGUGUUUUGUAAAAUGAUUUGUAUCUCUUGCAUGUUGAUUGUUUCAUUUUAAAACGGAAUUAAACGAGCGAAGGUCAGAUUGUACAUAGUUCCAUGUGUGUGUUGCCGUCGAGAGAGCUUGGAGGUAGAAGUCGUGUUGGGACUCUGUCUGUACUCAGCCACAGACAGUUAAUGUGUACAGUCUGUGGCUGAGUGGUUAUAGUACUGGAAAUGCCACGGGGCAUGGAGGCCCUGGCUGGCCAGGUUCGAAUCCUUCAGAGGU
Procambarus clarkii (red swamp crayfish) is the source of this 4389-nucleotide messenger RNA. NCBI's taxonomy places the organism in Eukaryota, Metazoa, Arthropoda, Malacostraca, Decapoda, Cambaridae. The record is from RefSeq and is a predicted model, not a curated record.